Rhodamnia argentea is the source of this 1866-nucleotide messenger RNA. RefSeq names its product cyclin-D4-1-like. Gene Ontology annotation, cellular component: cytoplasm; nucleus; cyclin-dependent protein kinase holoenzyme complex. Bases 376 to 1419 code for a protein of 347 amino acids. Gene Ontology annotation, molecular function: cyclin-dependent protein serine/threonine kinase regulator activity. NCBI's taxonomy places the organism in Eukaryota, Viridiplantae, Streptophyta, Magnoliopsida, Myrtales, Myrtaceae. The record is from RefSeq and is a predicted model, not a curated record. Gene Ontology annotation, biological process: mitotic cell cycle phase transition; regulation of cyclin-dependent protein serine/threonine kinase activity. The transcript has 6 exons.
CGCUGCCUUUUACCCUAAAAAGAUGUACUCAUGUCCUUCAUAAACCCUCCUCUGCAUCAGUCCCUUUCAGCCUCCAACGCUCUCUGUCUUGAGUGCUUGUGACUUGUGAGGGAGAAAGGGGCUCGAGAGAGAGAGAGGGAGAGGGAGAGGGAGAGGGAGAAGGAGGGCCUGGUUUUGCUUCAUUCAACAGGGCUUUUCUUUGUUUUGAUUGAUUUUCUUGAUUCAUUUGUUAUAAAUUUUGUUGGCAAAGGAUUUGUAUUUUCUCUCCUUCACUUCAUCAUCAACCAUCAAGAACCAGUGUGGACAUAACAAUCUCUCAAAGAUUAAAAAAGACAAAAAGGACAGGGGCCAAGUUAUUUUUUUUCUUCCAUUGAGAUGGCACCGAGCUUUGACCGCGCAGUUUCAAGCCUUCUCUGUGUUGAAGACAGCACAAGUGUCUUCGGCGAUUACGACGGUGAUGGGGCUGUGGAGGAGGACUUUGAGGCCACGUGGGACCAUCGGAGCCAUCGAGGGCAUCAUCAAGACCGUUGCUUUGAGGGUAGAGACGAGCUGUUGCCGAUGCAGAGCGAGGAGUGUUUCGCUGUGUUGCUGGAGAAAGAGCGCCAGCAUUUGCCUGGAUUUGAUUACUUGCACAGAUUGAGAAAUGGGGAUUUGGACUUGGGAGCUAGAGCUGAGGCUGUUGAUUGGAUGGGCAAGGUUCAUGCCCAUUUCAGCUUUGGACCACUGUCGGCCUAUUUAUCAGUGAACUACUUGGAUAGGUUCCUCUCGGCCUAUGAGUUGCCUAAAGGUAAAGCUUGGAUGACGCAGUUGUUGGCUGUGGCAUGCUUAUCUCUAGCUGCCAAAAUGGAGGAAACUGAAGUGCCUCUUUCUCUAGAUUUGCAGGUUGGUGAAUCAAAGUUUGUGUUUGAAGCUAGAACAAUUCAGAGAAUGGAACUCCUAGUGUUGAGUACGUUGGGCUGGAGAAUGCAAGCCGUGACCCCUUUCUCCUAUUUAGAUCAUUUCCUUCGCAAGAUCAAUGGUGGAAACGUGCCUCUCCGAACAUUGAUUUCACGAUCGGUCCAACUCAUAUUGAGUAUCACGAAAGGGGUUGAUUUCGUAGAGUUCAGGCCUUCUGAAGUCGCAGCAGCAGUUGCGAUAACCGUUGCAAGAGAGAACCAAUUAAUGGACAUUGAGGAGGCAACUUCUGUUCUCACUCAGCAUGUGAGAAAGGAGAGGGUCCUGAAGUGCAUUGAGCUAAUUUCCGACAUGGCAUUGAGUGUUGGGCUCCCUAAAAGUGGCACUUCAGUUUCCUCUGUGCCUCAGAGUCCAAUUGGGGUACUGGAUGCUGCUUGCUUGAGCUACAAAAGCGACGAAACAGCACUCAGGUUGGGCGCAAAUUCCUCGCACAAUAGCCCAGACCCUAAAAGGAGGCGGACGUAGUGAUCCCAAAAGUUGCUGUUAACUGUUGUUGGGUCGUGAAAGCCGGGUUUAUUUCUCAUCUACAAGGGAUGAACUUGAUUUUUGUAUGUAAAGGUGUGUAUACUGAAAUGCACCAGCAAGAAUGUUACAACACAACAGAAAAGAAAAGGGAAGAGGUCAGAGAAAUGGGUUGGAAAAGAAUUGGGGAAGACAAAAUCUAUGGAUCAUGUGUAAUGGAGGAGUUCUGAAUAAGCUGGGUCAUGAGUUGGAGGAUGCAGAAAUGGCAUGACAGUGUGUGUUCAUACUCUUGGUUUGAAAUGGGAGUUUUGACACCAGCUGUUAAAUAUUAGACUUCUUAGCAGCUUGGUAAGGACUCAAGGAGGAGAUGAGCAAAAAGAUAUGUGUUGGUUGUGAAAUACAUUUUUAUUUAAUUUUUUUUUUCGAUUUGAUUUUUUCUCUGUUUGCUUA